This is a messenger RNA of Orycteropus afer afer, 2391 nucleotides long. Its product is annotated as protocadherin beta-17-like. Gene Ontology annotation, biological process: homophilic cell-cell adhesion. The transcript has a single exon. Gene Ontology annotation, cellular component: plasma membrane. Gene Ontology annotation, molecular function: calcium ion binding. NCBI's taxonomy places the organism in Eukaryota, Metazoa, Chordata, Mammalia, Tubulidentata, Orycteropodidae. Bases 1 to 2391 code for a protein of 796 amino acids. The record is from RefSeq and is a predicted model, not a curated record.
AUGGAAACGCCGCUCCCAAAGACCCUGCAGAAGAGGCAAGUGGCCGCCAUUAUUAUUCUAUUACUGUGGUGGGAGGCGGGCAGUGCAACCAUUAAGUACUCCGUUCCAGAAGAGACAGACAGCGGGUCAUUUGUGGCCAAUUUAGCGAAGGAUCUGGGGCUGGGCUUAGGGGAGCUGGCCGCGCGGGGCGCCCGAGUUCUUUCCAAAGGCAGCACACAGCAUUUGCAGCUCCAGCAGAAGAGUGGAAAUUUGCUCCUAAAAGAAAAAAUGGACCGGGAGGAGUUGUGCGGUGACACGGAUCCAUGUAUACUGCAUUUCCAGGUGUUACUGAAAAAUCCGGUGCAGUUUUUUCAAGGUGAACUACAGCUCAGAGACAUAAAUGACCAUGCCCCAGAAUUCUUGGAAAGCGAAAUCCUUCUGAAAAUCUCAGAAAACAGCCGUCCAGGAACUGUAUUUCCCUUGAAAAUAGCUCAGGAUUUGGACGUAGGCAGCAACACAGUUCAGAACUACACUAUCGGCCCCAAUUCCCAUUUCCACCUCUUCACGCGUACUCACAGCGAUGGCAGAAAGUACCCAGAGUUGGUGCUGGACAAAGCGCUGGACCGUGAGGAGCGGCCUGAGCUCAGGUUAACCCUCACGGCGCUGGAUGGUGGGUCACCACCUAGGACUGGGACGUCCCAGGUUGUCAUCCUGGUCUUGGAUAUCAAUGACAAUGCCCCUGAAUUUACUAGGCCGCUCUACGAGGUGCAGGUCCCAGAAAAUAGCCCCAUAGGCUCCCUUGUUAUUACUGUCACCGCUAGAGAUAUGGAUGUUGGAACCAAUGGGGAGCUCUCCUACUCAUUUUUCCAUCCUUCGAAUCAAGUCAUUCAGUCCUUUGAAAUAAACGAAGUCAUGGGAGAAAUUCGAUUGAAAAAAUUUUUGGAUUUUGAGGAAAUUCAAUCUUACCGUAUGGAAAUUGAGGCCUCAGAUGGCGGGGGCCUUUCAGGAAAAUGCACGGUGGCCAUAGAAGUGCUGGAUGUGAACGACAAUGCCCCCGAACUGACCAUGUCAUUACUCAUCAGUGAUAUCCCAGAAAACUCCCCCGAGACUGUGGUCGCUAUUUUCGGAAUUUCAGAUCCAGACUCCGGAGAUAAUGGGAAAAUGAUGUGUUCCAUCCAGGAUCAUCUUCCCUUCCUUCUGAAGCCAACCGUAGAUAAUUUCUACACUCUGGUAACAGAGAAGACACUGGACAGAGAGAGUACAGAGGAAUACAACAUCACCAUCACGGUCACAGACUUGGGUACCCCCAGACUGAAAACCGAACACAAAAUAACUGUGCUGGUCUCAGACGUCAAUGAUAACGCUCCCACCUUCGCCAAAACCUCUUACUCUUUGUUCAUCCGCGAGAACAACAGCCCAGCCCUGUACAUAGGCGGCGUCAGCGCCACAGACAGAGACUCAGGCACCAACGCUCAAGUCACCUACUCGCUGCUGCCGCCUCAGGACCCGCACCUCCCCAUCGCCUCCCUGGUCUCCAUCAACGCAGACAAUGGGCACCUGUUCGCUCUGAGGUCGCUGGAUUACGAGGCCCUGCGAGCGUUCGAGUUCCGCGUGGGUGCGGUCGACGCAGGUUCCCCGGCGCUGAGCAGCGAGGCGCUGGUGCGCGUGGUGGUCGUGGACGAAAACGACAACUCGCCCUUCGUGCUGUACCCGCUGCAGAACGGCUCUGCGCCCUGCACCGAGCUGGUGCCCAGGGCGGCCGAAGCGGGCUACCUGGUGACCAAGGUGGUGGCGGUGGACGGCGACUCCGGCCAGAACGCCUGGCUGUCCUACCAGCUGCUCAAGGCCACAGAGCCCGGGCUGUUCAGCGUGUGGGCGCACAAUGGCGAGGUGCGCACCGCCAGGCUGAUAAACGAGCGCGAUUCUGCCAAACACAGACUUGUUGUGCUGGUUAAGGACAAUGGCGAGCCUCCAAUGUCGGCCUCCGUCACGCUGCACCUGCUCCUGGUGGACGGCUUCUCGCAGCCUUAUCUGCCUCUCCCGGAGGUGGCCCCGGAUGAGGCCCAAGCCAACUCACUCACUGUGUACUUGGUCAUUGCGUUGGCAUCGGUCUCGUCACUCUUCCUGUUCUCUAUGCUCCUGUUUGUCGCCGUGCGGUUGUGCAAGAAGAACAGGGAUGCCUCAAUGGUCCGCUGCUCUGUGCCAGAAAGCCACUUUUCUGGUCACUUGGUGGAUGUCAGUGGCACUGGGACGCUGUCCCAGAGCUACCAGUAUGAGGUUUGUCUGACAGGAGGUUCUGGGACCAGCGAGUUCAAGUUUCUUAAACCUAUACUCCCAAACUUUUUGGUCAAAGAGACUGGUAGGGAUACCGAGGAAAACCCCAACUUUAGGAAUCAUUUUGGGUUAAAUUAG